This is a messenger RNA of Seriola aureovittata, 1449 nucleotides long. It is a transcript of the gene arl5a, whose product is annotated as ADP-ribosylation factor-like 5A. Bases 324 to 863 code for a protein of 179 amino acids. The transcript has 6 exons. Gene Ontology annotation, cellular component: trans-Golgi network; cytoplasm. Gene Ontology annotation, biological process: protein localization to Golgi membrane; intracellular protein transport; vesicle-mediated transport. The record is from RefSeq and is a predicted model, not a curated record. NCBI's taxonomy places the organism in Eukaryota, Metazoa, Chordata, Actinopteri, Carangiformes, Carangidae. Gene Ontology annotation, molecular function: GTPase activity; GTP binding.
AAGAUUGACAGCUAGCUAGCGCAGCGCACUUCACAACAGCCAGCUGAUACCAAUCAGCUACUCACAGUGGACAGCGUUUCGGUUUUGUUCUCGGCAAUACAUUUACCGUCAUACAUGAACUUACAUCAUAUGGAAGAGAUAUCAGUAACAUUAUUUUAUACAAGUAUGGCGGUUACACUUCAAUGCUCUGACAGCUCUUCGUCUGUGUAGUUAGCGAGCUAGCUAGCUGGGUAAAGUUGAUAGCACUAAAUAUCAUCAACGCUAGCUAGCUAAGUUACAGCGGAUUCUUACAAGCUGGCAUCAAAACAAACUCAUCGUCAGCCAUGGGAAUACUAUUUACAAAGCUAUGGAGGCUUUUUAAUCACCAAGAGCACAAAGUUAUUAUUGUUGGCCUGGACAAUGCCGGCAAGACCACAAUUCUGUACCAGUUUUCUAUGAACGAGGUGGUGCACACCUCUCCUACGAUUGGGAGCAACGUGGAGGAGAUUGUGGUCAACAACACCCACUUCCUGAUGUGGGACAUUGGAGGCCAGGAGUCCCUUAGGUCUUCGUGGAAUACAUACUACACAAACACAGAGUUUGUAAUCGUGGUGGUCGACAGCACAGACAGAGAAAGGAUUUCAGUGACCAAAGAGGAACUCUACAGAAUGCUAGCACAUGAAGAUUUGAGAAAGGCAGGGCUGUUGAUCUUUGCCAACAAGCAGGAUGUGAAAGGCUGCAUGUCUGUGGCCGAGAUCUCCCAGAGCCUCCAGCUUACCUCUGUCAAAGACCACCAGUGGCACAUCCAGGCCUGCUGUGCGCUCACUGGAGAGGGGUUGUGCCAGGGUCUUGAGUGGAUGAUGUCACGGCUGCGCGUGAGAUGAUGACCUUUGACUCUGAUCAGGAGUGCGCCCUUGCUCUCUUGUUUUCUCUGCCUCCAGACAUGAGCUUGAAAUGAGGAUGGGGACGAGGCCCUGUCCUCUUUCCUGUGAAGCUGACAUGGGCAGACCGCUGCCAGGACAUUACAUUCUUCUGUGAUAAUUUAUUUUACAAAAGACAUCUGAACUCUGAACAAAAAAACAUGACCUUUUCAGAAGGACAUUGGACAAACAAAAGACUCAAAUUAUUUAAAUUGAAAUUUCUGCACGGUUUUCCUUUCAGAAAAACACAGAGGUCAGAAAAGUGUCUGACUUGGAACUGUACAUGGACUUAUUCUUCAGCUGUGUUUGAGUCUAGCCCAUGGUGGCCUUGCAGUAUUGCCGGACUGGCUGUGGCAGUUUUUAUUGCCCCCCUGUGUGUACAGUCCAGUAUUCUCUUUUAAUGUGGUGCCUGCAGCAGAAUGUUCAAGCAAUGAUGGUUGAUGGUGACUGAAACAUGCAGAAGGGAGGGUAAAAUCACAAAACACCCACCUCCUUUUCAGUCCCUAUGAAUAAUCAGUAAAAUAAAGUGUUUUUAUCUGUUUCAGGCGAA